AUUCGAGCGUAGUCAGUACAUACCGAGCGCAGUUACGACGCGAAUACUGGGCGUGGUAACAGUGAAGUAGAUCAGAUUGUUCCCUCAAAUUAUUAAAAUAUGAGCACCCCAGGUCUAAAUGAAGGAAAAUUAAGUAUCACUACGCAUGUUUUGGAUACUAGCAGAGGUCGGCCUGCCGAUGGCUUGCCUGUGUCUCUCUACAGGUUUGAAGAUGACAAGUGGAUUCUUCUAAAAGAGAGCACGACAGACUCAAACGGACGUUGCGGGGAUCUGUUGCAGGACGUGCGAGGGAUUGGCGCGCCCGGUAGAUUCAAGAUCGAGUUUCGGGUGAACGAUUAUUUCAGGCGAAUCGCGACCGCUUCCAUAUACCCGAUGAUCGACGUGAUGUUCGAUGUGCAACAUCCCGACGAGCACUAUCACAUGCCUCUGCUGCUGAAUCCUUUCGGAUUCACCACGUAUCGCGGCUCAUGACCGGCGUCACGCUUAACACGAUCUCGCCACGUUUGCGUGCUUUCUGCGGGAGAUACCGUCGAGGGACGCAGCCUCUCCUGAUCACCGUGCUCACAAAACGGAAGCGUGUUCACGCCAGCCUUCAAAGAUCACUGAGGCGGCAGAUAACUGCGAUCGACGUUCGGCUUCGAUGGCAGAUAUGUACUUCCUGGUCCCAGGGAUCCGACGUGGGAUUCGAUACGAGGUCCCGAGGGUCCGAUAGUGGGCCCUAGCGGUCUGACGAGAGGCCCCGUCGUCACGCCGGUCGCGGCAGCUCCCAAUCUGAAUCCGGCCCGAUACCCGUUCUCGUCCGCGACGUAGCUUGCGAAUGCAAAGUUGGCGUGUUAUAUUAUCUUAAUUUUCUUCUUCCCGAGUCAAAGAAUUAAGGAUACUGUGUCUAAGUAUUGUGGCUAGUUGAGACAUUAAAACCAUGUUAUUUUACUGUUUCUGACUCGCUGAAUCAGGUAUUGUAACAAAUAAAAUUACAAUUUUCGAGUA
Molecule: messenger RNA, 987 nt
Organism: Vollenhovia emeryi
Lineage: Eukaryota; Metazoa; Arthropoda; Insecta; Hymenoptera; Formicidae
Product: 5-hydroxyisourate hydrolase
Exons: 4
Coding region: 100-471 (123 amino acids)
Biological process (GO): purine nucleobase metabolic process
Molecular function (GO): hydroxyisourate hydrolase activity
Source: RefSeq, a predicted model, not a curated record